AUGAGCAUUGAACAAAUCAGAAGUGAAACUACUAAGGAUGAUACCCUCAGAGCGGUGAUGAAUGCUCUGAAAUCAAGUAUUUGGCCCAAGGAUUUGCUUCGAUAUGAAGCGUUCAAAACUGAAUUAGGAAUAUUUGAUGGAAUUGUGGUUCGUAAUGAACGAAUCGUUCUUCCAGUAGCUCUGAGACCAAAAGCCCUUGAAAUAGCUCAUCAGGGUCAUCCUGGUGUGGUUUCCAUGCGCAGGAACCUUCGGGAGAAGGUAGGGUGGCCAUGCAUGGACCGAGAUGUUGCUGAUAAAGUACAGGAGUGUGCUGGAUGUGCGGCUGUAAGUUCACAGUUUCCUCCAGAGCCAAUGAUACGAAAGCAGAUGCCGGAACGUGCGUGGCAAGAGAUAGCCAUUGAUUUUUUCACCGCAAAAGAGUGUGCCACAUUCUUAGUGAUAGUUGAUUAUUUCAGCCGUUUCCUUAAAGUGGUUGAAAUGAAAUCGACUAAUGCCAUUAAAACUAUAGAGGCUCUUGAUGAGGUGUUUGAUGAACAACUUUACCCGGAAAUCAUUCGCAGUGAUAACGGUCCUCCGUUCUCUAGCGAGGAUUUUACCAAGUACUGCCAAGCUAAGAAUAUUCGACUAGUUCGGACAAUUCCCUACUGGCCACAGAUGAAUGGUCUAGUAGAGCGGCAGAAUCAAGGUAUUCUGAAAGCGUUGCGAAUUGCCAAAGUGACAAAUUCAAACUGGCGGAAGGCUGUAAAGGAUUAUAUCCACAUGUACAAUACAACGCCGCAUUCAGUAACGGGAAAGGCACCAAUGGAGCUAAUGACUGGUCGCCCAGUUAAAGACCUUCUCCCGUCUCUGAGAACUGAUCCUCAUAUGUAUCGUGAAGAAGGAAUACGUGAAAAUGACGCAGUGAAUAAGUUGAAGGGCAAAAGAUACGCGGACGAGCGUAGGCAUGCGAAACUUUCGAACAUAAAUGUUGGAGACCUUGUUAUUAUGAGGAAUCAUGAAACCGGUAAACUUGAACCAAAGUUCAGAUUGAAACAAUUCAAAGUGAUAAAAAAACAGGAAGCGACUGUAUAG
This is a messenger RNA of Topomyia yanbarensis, 1071 nucleotides long. RefSeq lists its product as uncharacterized. Gene Ontology annotation, molecular function: nucleic acid binding. The coding region runs from base 1 to 1071 and encodes 356 amino acids. Gene Ontology annotation, biological process: DNA integration. NCBI's taxonomy places the organism in Eukaryota, Metazoa, Arthropoda, Insecta, Diptera, Culicidae. The transcript has a single exon. The record is from RefSeq and is a predicted model, not a curated record.